Messenger RNA from Pogona vitticeps (central bearded dragon), 4072 nucleotides. It is a transcript of the gene CTDP1, whose product is annotated as CTD phosphatase subunit 1. NCBI's taxonomy places the organism in Eukaryota, Metazoa, Chordata, Lepidosauria, Squamata, Agamidae. The record is from RefSeq and is a predicted model, not a curated record. Gene Ontology annotation, cellular component: nucleus. Gene Ontology annotation, molecular function: RNA polymerase II CTD heptapeptide repeat phosphatase activity.
UCCUUAGCUGCCUUGCUGCCGUCUCGGGUUAAAUUUCGAGCGACUGUCCCUUUAAGGCAGCACGGGCGCGAGAAAAGAUGCGCCUUGCGCCUGCGCGCCGGAACCUUGACCUCGCGCUCGCUAGGCGCUGCUCGUGACUACCUCUUGUUGUUGUUGUUGUUUGAACGGAAGGGGGAGGGGGGAAAGCACCGUUUUCCGUUCGAUUUUUUAUUACUGAACCGGUAGUGGCCAUACGGUUGCCAUAGCGACCUGGUCCCAAGACCGGCCCGGCCUGGGAUCGAACCCCAGAAGCCGAGGCCAUGGAGGAACCGGGAACAACCGCCUCCGCCUUAGAAGGAGACAACGUAACGUCUGAAGUGACGGAGAUCCGGGUCUCUGGUCCGCAGCCUCUGAGGCUCUUAGAAUGGAAAGUCUCGGCCGGAGCGACGGUGAAAAUUGGGUCGGUUCUGGCGGUGUGCGCACCCAUCCAGGUCCCCGCCCGGCCUGGAACUCCGCUCGCCCAGGCCGGCCCGCAGCGGGCAGCCGAGCGGAAGGUCAAGGCGAAGAGGCCCGGAGUGGUGCGAGAACUGUGCGCGCAGCUGGGACAAGUUAUCCCGCCGGGAGGUAUACUGGUGAGGCUGGAAGGAUGCAGCCAUCCUGUUGUUAUGAAAGGUCUAUGUGCAGAAUGUGGCCAGGAUUUGACACAGUUACGAAAUAAGAAUGGAAAACAGAAUAUGCCAGUAUCCACAGCAACUGUAUCAAUGGUUCAUAGUGUCCCAGAAUUGAUGGUUAGCUCUGAGCAAGCUGUACAGUUGGGUAGAGAAGAUCAGGAGAGAUUACGUCGAAAUCGCAAACUUGUGCUAAUGGUAGAUUUGGACCAGACAUUGAUCCAUACGACAGAACAGCAUUGCCAACAGAUGUCUAACAGAGGAAUAUUUCAUUAUCAGUUAGGUCGAGGGGAACCCAUGUUGCAUACCCGGUUACGUCCUCAUUGCAAGGAGUUCCUGGAAAAGAUUGCCAAGCUGUAUGAACUACAUGUUUUCACCUUUGGAAGCAGACUUUAUGCACAUACUAUUGCAGCAUUCUUGGAUUCUGAAAAGAAGCUCUUUUCUCAUCGAAUAUUGUCAAGGGAUGAAUGUAUUGAUCCAUGUUCAAAAACUGGGAACCUUAGAAACUUGUUUCCUUGUGGAGAUUCCAUGGUUUGUAUUAUUGACGACAGAGAGGAUGUCUGGAAAUGUGCACCUAAUUUAAUAACUGUGAAGAAGUAUGUAUAUUUUCAGGGUACAGGAGACAUUAACGCACCACCUGGAUCAAGAGAAGCCCUAAUGAGAAAGAAAGCAAACGAUUCAUCAAAAUUAACUGGAGCAUCUGAUCCAGCAGUAGUAACAAGAGACUCUGAAGGCAUGAAGAAUAUUGGAAAUGUAGAAGAACAAAGCAAUGGUAUUAGGAAAUCCACAAAGGAAGUAAAUGGGAGUAACUCUAUCAGCGGUGACACCUCAUCCUGGGAUUUGAAUUCUGAUGAUAAAUUAAAAAACUCCUUAAGUAGUGCUGAUCACAUAAUAGAUGCUUCUAGUACAAAUGAACUGACAAGUGCCAAAGAACCUCAUCCAUCUUCAGACCAUGAUAAUCAGAGAGUUACAAGCAAACAGCAGGUUCAGAACAAGACAACCAAUUCUUUGGACUUUGAAUUGUCUAGUGAUAGUGAAAGUGACAGUGGGCUGGAUGCUAAGAAAUCCUCCUCCUCUUCUGCUUCAGAUAGUGAAUAUGAAGGGAAAAGAAGCUGGAGAAAAUCAGGGCAGUCCAUACAGGAAGACAGCACAAUGCUUCUCUUGGGAACUGAUUCUAACUUAGAAAAAGAUGGACAGCCAAACCAUUCUGAAGACUUGGUAACCUCACCUAGCAUCAAUCCCCACCCCAAAACAUUUGAUCUGGAUGUACAUGAGGAGAGUGAGCAAGAUAGCCUUUGCAGUCUUGGAAAUGGGUGUAUUGACAAGAAGGAGGCUGAGACAGAAUCUCAGAAUAGUGAACAGUCUGGUAUAACUGUGGGAGAAUCUUUAGAUCAAAGCAUGGAAGAAGAGGAAGAUGAUGAUACAGACCAAGAUGACCAUUUGAUAUAUCUUGAAGAGAUUCUUGUUCGGGUGCACACGGAUUAUUAUUCAAAAUAUGAUAAAUAUGUCAGAAAAGAAAUCGAUGAGGUCCCUGAUAUAAGAAAAAUAGUGCCAGAACUUAAACGAAAAAUAUUGCCAGGUGUUACCAUAUUAUUUAGUGGGCUACAUCCCACAAAUUUCCCUAUAGAAAAAACACGAGAGUAUUAUCAUGCUACUGCUCUUGGAGCUAAGGUUACAAAAAGUCUAGUAUUAAAUGAAGAUGACCCCAAUAGGCCAACUCACCUUAUUGCAGCAAGAGCAGGCACAGAAAAAGUUCGGCAAGCCCAGAACUGUAAAAAUCUUCAUAUUGUAAAUCCAGACUGGUUAUGGAGCUGCUUGGAGCGUUGGGAGAAAGUAGAAGAACAGCUGUUUCCUUUGAAGGAUAAUUACCUCAAAACACAAAGAGAGAACAGUCCCGCCAUGUUUCCAGAUAUACACAGUGCUUUCCAAACUGCCCUUUUUCAUCCCACUCCCAUUCAUCCAGAGCGCCAACCUGGUCCUGAAGUUAGACUUUAUGAUCCCAACACUGGAAAACUAAUCAGGAAAGGAUCUCAGAAUUCUAACCAGUCUCUGUAUAUUCAAUCACCAUCCCCUCCUCUCUCUCUACCGGUCCAUGGGGAACAUUCCUUAUUCAGAGUUGUUCAGCCACAUCAACAGAUUUUUGAUGAAGAAGAGAUGCCAGCCAGUGAGAACGAAGAACCUGGGCCAUCAAUUCGGAAGCGCCAGCCAAGUAUGUCUGAGACAAUGCCACUGUACACAUUGUGUAAAGAGGAUUUAGAAAGUAUGGACAAAGAGGUUGAUGACAUAUUAGGCGAAGGCAGUGAUGACAGUGAUAGUGAAAAAAAGAAAGCAGGAGAAGGAAAAGAAGCACCACAGAAUAAUCCAAAAGAUACUUUAAAUGUAAAUAUAGAGGAGAGGCCGAUGUCGACAACAUCAAGUGAAAGACGUUUGACAGGCAGUGUACCCAGGGGUCACAAGAGAAAGCUAGAUGAAGAUGAUGCUGCCAGUGAAUCAAGUAAAGGAUCCAGCAAUGAAGAUGAGGAGGGCAGCAGCUCAGAAGCAGACGAAAUGGCGGCAGCACUGGAAGCUGAACUGAAUGACUUCAUGUAGCCUACAUAUGGGAGGGAAUUUAUAAUUAUGUAUUUCUUUUUUCAAUCACUCAUAAUUCCAGUGGCGGGUGUUUCCUGUCCUCCCCAAGAUAUGGUCUAUAUUUUGCAAAGCAACAUAGGAGGUGAUAAGGCAUUAUUUUACAAAAUCUGAAAUAGAUGUUUUUAAGGUGUUUUACUAAAGGAAUAUAUAAUUUUUUAAAGGAAAAGUAUUAAAGGGGGUAUGGUGUGAUAUGCCAAAGACAUGUUAUGAGCUCUACAGAGCCUUCUCGUAUAAGAGAGUAGCGCAGAGAUCUGCAGCUGAACAUUUUACAAAUAUUGCCAUGAUUGUUUUGGACACCUAGGUUCAGAAAGGAAGAAGAUGUAAGAAAUAUAUUGCAUGGAUCAGGUUAGAAGAUCCUGAUCAGAAUAUGUUUAUUCACAAUGAGAUGUUAUCAAACAGUUGUGUUUUUUUUUAAAAAGAAAGGAACAUUUAUAUUUGUAUAGGAACUAAGAGUGCUGUAUGCAAGCUUUGUGAACUCUGCACUUGACUGACCUGCCACUUGCUUCUAAAAGAAUAUAUGAUGAUUGACUUCCAUGUUUUUAUGUUAGUUUGUGGAUUAUUUGUAUUCUUUAGCAGUCUGUUUAGAUUUUAAAAUUUAUUUCUGUGAUUACUGUUCUUUCACAGGAUACUUCUGUGUGUUAUUGUACUGCCAUGAAACAUUCAUUCACUUUUGUGUCAUGUUUGGAAAGAAUGGCUAUAAGCCAAUUCUAGAUAGAAUUUUUUUUCUUUGAAAGAACAGAUGUAAAGUUUUUGUACAUUCUAUUUCAUAUUUGAUCUACAGAACAGAUUCUUUUCAU